Messenger RNA from Arabidopsis thaliana (thale cress), 920 nucleotides. RefSeq names its product glycine-rich protein. The record is from RefSeq and is marked reviewed. The coding region runs from base 122 to 688 and encodes 188 amino acids. The transcript is spliced from 2 exons. Lineage: Eukaryota; Viridiplantae; Streptophyta; Magnoliopsida; Brassicales; Brassicaceae.
AAUUUGUAUAAGGGGACAAAAAAACAAAUGCGGUAUAAAUAGAGGACCAAAACGGAGAAGCUAUCACAUCAAAUCAAAUACAAACAAGUGUACUUGCAAACUUUGUGGAGAAAUCAAGAAAAUGAAGACAAUUUCUUCAUUGGUCGUUAUCUUCCUCCUCAUACUGAUCUUUCAAACUAACAAACUAGUGAGUGGGCAUGACCGUUCCAAUGAUCAAGACACGGUCAAGAACAACAACAAUGAUGAAAACAGCACAACUACGGGAGUAGUUGUCAGGGACAAGAAAAGAAGUUAUAAUGGAGGAAGCGGAAGUUAUAGAUGGGGAUGGGGUGGAGGCGGCGGAGGAGGAGGCGGGGGUGGAGGAGGAGGAGGUGGCGGUGGCGGUGGAGGAGGAGGAUGGGGAUGGGGAGGAGGAGGAGGUGGUGGAGGAUGGUACAAAUGGGGUUGUGGCGGCGGAGGAAAAGGAAAAGGGAGAGAAGGAAGAGGAGAGUUUGUGAAAAGAGAAUAUGCAGAGUGCAAAGGAAGAGGAAAAUGUUCAGGAAAGAGAUUGGAAUGUCCUCAACACUGUGGAGUAAUUUGGUAUCUCAAACCAAAGUUCACACUAGUAUCCGGAGCUAUGCAACAGUCAGUAUUGACCAAAAAGAAAAUGUGUCAACCCGAUAUCAGCAUGAUCUAUUCUAGAGCAUGACAAUGACCAAUAUUAUACUACUACUAUCUCUUGAUCAUUAUUUUACUGUAUGUCUCCUUGUUGCUUAAAACAUUAUCUCGAUCUUAUCCUGAUCACUGGAUCACAUAGGUUAGUGAGUGUACAUAUGAAAGUGGAAAAUACUUUCGAGAAAUUAUCCAAGUAUAUGACCAUAGAAAAUAGUUCGAAAAGGUGAAGAAAUAAAAAUCUUUCUGGGGAGCAUUCAUGACUCAAA